AUGAAGUUAGUGUACAACCAUCAAUGCGGAAUUCUGCCAUGGUGUUUCCGCAAUAAUUUACAUUUAGGACUAACCGGUCGGUCUGGAAUCUUCCGGUUUGUUCACACAGACAAAAAUGGCACUUUUAUAGGACCGGAGUACGGGAUGCCAGGCAUGCCUAAAUUACCACAAAGGAUACGACAGCAGUCAAAGAAGGAUGAUGCGGGGAAAAAGCAAACAGCAAAAUCCCCUUUGGCGACUUCUCUUGUGAUGGCGAAGACAGGAAAGUGGCAAACGUUAAAAAAUAAGGUCAGAUGGAUGCUUUUCAGGCAAAGCAGGUCGUUUAAUGCAGAUGACAUUUCAGCGUUCGUGUCCUGGAUUAUGAUGGGCAACUUGUUCUGGAUAUUCAUUGGGACAACCACCUUUGUUGGGCUCCUCAUUUACCUUGGAAACAUGUUUGUUGGCGGGGAUAUCAACAAGCGAAUUGUUCAGCAGUUGGUGACUUUUGACAACAAUAUGGAGAUAGAUGUGAGUAAUCCACGGUUUAAGGCCACGUGGGAGAACGGGACGCUCAGAUUUCGCAACAUUAAGGUGAAAUCGAAGCAGUCCAACGAGAUAGAUUACACUUUUGACAUCGACACAGUCAACUUAACACUUUCUCUUAACAAGUGGCUCGAUGGGCAUGGGCUCAUCAAAGGGAUUGAUAUUUCUGGAUUGGAAGGAACAGUUACGUUUCCACAAUCGGACCAGCUUUCGGACAGCUCUUUUGCAGACACAUAUGUGUUUGACAGCUUUAAAAUGAGUGAUUCGAGGAUUAAAAUGGAAGGGAAGAACUUCAAAGAGCCCUUUGAGCUCGAUCUCUUCACUUGUGAGAUGGGCAGGCUUCGCAGAACGUGGCUUAUGUAUGAUUUCUUGAAUGCAGAUGCACUUUCUGGGUCGUUAAAUGGCUCAUUAUUCACUUUGCACAAGCGGCAAAACAGAUAUGCUCAUUUUGCUGGUAUGGACGAUGAUGAUGAUGCGGAAGCCAAUGGAACUAGUCCAUGGAAGAAAAUAAGCCGCAUUCGUGUUGAUCAGGUUGAUCUCUCGAAAAUUUUCACUGAAAACUCCAAGGUCAACUGGUUGACUUCGGGAAAAGCAGAGCUUAUAGUUGAUAUUAUGCUUCCUACUGACGAUGGCAGCUUGGAAAUUGCCGUUUCCGAUCGUGGCUUAGUUCAAGGGGUGAGGGAAGAGAUGAGAAAGCUCUAUUCAUCUGGAGAGGAGCGUGAAAAGGCCAAGCAGAAUAUUGGAAGUUUUGUUAAAUCGCGCUUUGAAGCCUUAAAAUCUGCAUUUGGCAAACACAAGGCCGAAGAUAAGGAGGCUAAAGAGAGCACUGCUGAAAAAGGCAAGGCUGAAGAUGUUGUGUUUGAAGACGAAUCGGCAGUGAAGUCUUUGAAUGCAACUGUGGACUCCUUAGCAAGCAAAUCAGCAGAGAAGAAAUACGUGGUGAUGGACUUCAAGAUCAACUUAUACGACUUGAAAGCGGCAACACCCGAAACCAUUCCUGCUUCCUCUUUAACUGGUGCCCCCUACAUAUCCGAGAAGGACAUGAACUCGUUGGUUACAUUCAUUAAUGACAAAAAGUACGGUCUUUCCUCAGGAUCUUCCAGUUUCAACGAUGGAAAUAGUUCAAAAACGGACAAACCAGACUUGGCUGACCAAACCACUGGAAACGGAGAUAAUGGUGCUGAUGCCAAAGAUGCGGAUAUAAGUCCGUUUGAUGAAGAGAACCCAAUUCCUCCAUUAAAGUUCCGAAUUGUGCAAAAUGUCAACAACUUCCAGUUUAUAGACUUCCCUACACUUAUUGCUUUAGCAAACCAGAAAAGAACAACCAAUGGAAACUCACAGAUAGCAUUUGAGCACACACACCAACUCAUGGAUUCGCUUGUUUCGGAAGCAUUGAGUCUAUUGUUGUUGUAUAAAGAGGAAAUGAGAAUGUACCUUAUGCGGAAAUAUUCCCAAAGGUCUGGAAUGCAAAUUGUGUUCAAUAACUCUGCAUUGGGAAAUCUCCUUUUGGUUGGAUUAGGCAGUUUUGCGAUUUGA
This is a messenger RNA of Brettanomyces bruxellensis, 2058 nucleotides long. RefSeq lists its product as uncharacterized. Gene Ontology annotation, biological process: mitochondrion inheritance. Bases 1 to 2058 code for a protein of 685 amino acids. The record is from RefSeq and is a predicted model, not a curated record. Gene Ontology annotation, cellular component: mitochondrial inner membrane. The transcript has a single exon. Lineage: Eukaryota; Fungi; Ascomycota; Pichiomycetes; Pichiales; Pichiaceae.